AUACAUUGAGUUGAAUUCAGCGGGAAAAAAAAUUGGAAAAUCUAGCUUUACAUAUUUAUCAUUUUUCUGGUGUACGUUAUAUUUCAAUUUUCUCGACUAAUAUGGAUACUUCAGGACGGAGAAGGAGAGUUCAAAAGUCAGUGAUUGAAUCUGAUAUGAGUCAAUAUGCCCAUGAUGUUGAAAUGUAUAAAGACAGUCCUCAGAACUGUAUUGCUUUAGCGGAGUUUGAAGAAUUGGCUUUAGAAAGACUUCAACUACUAAGGAUCAUCGAAGAAGCUACACUCAAAGGUUACAAACAGUUUUCAGAUGAUUGGAAGAAGUCAAUCAAAGAAGACUUAUUGAAGCAUGGGUUGAAAAAAUACCUUAGACUGAUGAGUGGAUUCAAUAGUCAAACAGAACAAGAUAUUCAGGCAAGAAGAGCAGACCACAUUUCACAUUACAUUCUAAGACUGGCAUAUUGCAGAUCUGAAGAACUUAGAAGGUGGUUUCUUAGCCGUGAAUUAGAGUGGUUCAAACUUAGAUUUAAUGCUCAGACACAGCAGGGUAUUAUGAAAUUUCUACUGAAAAAUGAUCUUACCUAUACUCCAAUCAGUAAUGAAGAAAAGGAACAUAUUAAAGUUGAAUUGAUAAGCUGUACCCCAGGUUUGUCUGAUGUAUCUUGUGAGGCCAAUGACUUUUAUAAAGUACAUUUCAGUGAAGUUUUGCCUCUUGUCAAGAACAGAAGAGUUUUCAUAAGAAGUAGUUAUGCAUAUAUUCCAACUACAGAUUUGGUGAUCUGUAUUCAAUCAAAGUUUAGAGCAAAUCUCAGUGAAGCACUAAAUGUGUACACUCAUAGAUUGACAUCUUUGGAUGAUGAUAGGCUGAGUUCUCUCCUUUGUAACCUCCAUAAUAUCUACACAGGUAAAACACACAUUGAGGAUAAUGACAAAGAAAAGGUCAACCCUGAAAACUUAGAUGGAUAUUCAAAGAAACAUUAUCCACUGUGUAUGAGACAUAUGCAUGAAAUCUUGAGGAGCACCCAUCAUUUGAAGCACAGAUGCAGAUUACAAUAUGGACUGUUUAUCAAAGGAAUAGGGGUUCUUUAUGAAGAUGCCAUGGAAUAUUGGAAAAAGGAGUUCACCAAAACUAUGGACCAUGAGAAAUUUGAAAAACAGUAUGCAUAUGAGUUCAAGCAUCAGUAUGGAAAAGUGGGAAGCAUGAUAAAUUAUUCACCAUAUAGUUGUAUCAAAAUUAUAAUGGAGAAUGUGGGGCCUGGGGACCAUCAUGGAUGCCCAUACAAACAUUGGGAUCCUAGUAUAACAAAGCAGAAAAUGAUAGAACAAGGACUUAGUUCUGAAGGUGUGAAUUCUGUAAUGGAAAUGGUAACAAGUGGCCAUUAUCAAAUUGCUUGCAGCAGAUAUUUUGAAUGUACACAAGGACAAGCACCCUCAGUAGUAGUGAGUCAUCCAAAUCAAUAUUUCUCAGAUAGUAUGAAUUUAUUUAAAGACAAACAGUUAAAGAAAAAUUGACCAUUUUUCAGGUCAACUUAUUCAGUUAUGUUCAUGCAUUUUGAUUUUCAUUUAUGAUCUCUUUCAUUCAUGAGUUCAAACAUUUUGAAGGACAUUAAAGAAAUUAUAUAUCUAUUUAUCUGAUU
This is a messenger RNA of Phaedon cochleariae (mustard beetle), 1633 nucleotides long. Lineage: Eukaryota; Metazoa; Arthropoda; Insecta; Coleoptera; Chrysomelidae. The record is from the annotation of a GenBank genome assembly.